CCCGCCCGAGCAGAGGCAGCGCCCAUGGAGUUCUCGGAGCUGAUCAAGACGGCGACAGUGGAGAACGUGCUGCUGUCGCGCCCGGGGCUGCCGGCGGUGCGGGGCACCCUGUGCAUCACCAGCCACCACCUGCUGCUCUCCUCCCGUCCCCGCGGCGACCUGGAGCUCUGGCUGCUCAUCCGCAACGUGGACGCCGUGGAGAAAAGGAUCUGCGGCUCCUCCGGAACCAUCACACUGCGCUGCAAGGACCUGAAGGUGCUGCAGCUGGAGAUCCCGGGCAUGGAGCAAUGUCUGAACAUCGCCAGCUCCAUCGAGGCGCUCUCCUCGGUGGACUCGGUGAUGAUGAUGUACCCGUUCUUCUACCGCCCUCCGAGCCUGCGGCUGCAGCAGGGCUGGCACCGCUUCCCCCUCGAGCGCUUCUUCCAGCAGCUCUCCUCGCAGACGAGCCAGUGGCGGCUGAGCACCGUGAACCGGGACUUCAGCGCCUGCCCCUCGUACCCUCCCGCCGUGAUCGUGCCGGCGGCCGUGGGCGAUGACACCGUGAUCAAGGCGGCGCGGUUCCGGCAGGGCGGGCGAUUCCCCGUUCUCAGCUACUUCCACCCCAAAAACGGCACCGCCCUGCUCCGCAGCAGCCAGCCCCUGACAGGUCCCAACCGCCGGCGGUGCCGCGAGGACGAGAAGCUCUUGGGGACAAUCCUGGAUGAGGGCGAGCGAGGUUUCAUCAUCGACACGCGCUCAGCCCAGGCGGCCAAGCAGGCACGGAUGAGCGGCGGCGGCACCGAGCCCAAAUCCUCCUACCCCCAGUGGAGGAGGCUCCACCGAGCCCUGGACAGAGGCCGGCAGCUGCAGGAGAGCUUCAUCAGGCUGGUGGAAGCCUGCAGUGACCCCUCGCUGAGCAUGGACCGCUGGCUGGCCCGGCUGGACAGCAGCCGCUGGCUCGGCCACGUCAAGGCAGCCCUGAGCACGGCCUGCCUGGCUGCUCAGUGCUUGGACAGGGAGGACUCCAAGGUGCUGGUGCAUGGGGCGGAGGGGACAGACACCACGCUGCUGGUGACAGCGCUGGCCCAGCUCAUCCUGGACCCGUCCUGCCGCACCCUGGAGGGAUUCCAGGGGCUGCUGCAGAGGGAAUGGAUCGAGGCUGGGCACCCCUUCCACCUGCGCUGCGCCCGCUCCGCCUCCUCCCACGCCCGAGGGAAGCAGGAGGCGCCGCUUUUCCUCCUCUUCCUCGACUGCGUGUGGCAGCUGAGCCGCCAGUUCCCCUUCUCCCUGGAAUUCGGGGAGCAGCUGCUCCUCACCCUCUUUGACAACGCCUACUCCUCUGCCUUCGGCACCUUCCUGUGCAACAACGAGAAGGAGAGGAGCCUGUGUAAGGUGAAGGAGAGCACACACUCGCUCUGGGCCUGGCUGAACCAGCCUGAGGAGAAGCACAAGUACCUGAACCCUCUCUACUCACACAACCCCUUGGUGAUCUGGCCCUCGGUGGAGCCCCAGAGCAUCCAGCUCUGGCAGGGUUUGUUCCUUCGUUGGAUCCGUCCUUCCCAGCACCUCGAUGAGGCCUGGGCAGAGAUCCAGAAGCUGGUGCAGGGAAACAACUCCUGCAUCAAGGAGAGCACAGGGCAAAGGCUGAGCCAGUCCCUCCCUGAGCCCACUGCUGGGACAGAGAGUGGAAGAUGAAGCGUGGACAGUCGGGUGAACACGAGAUUUGGGACAAGGUGACACUGGGUGUUCCCAUGGGAAGGGCUGUGCAGGACACAGACCCCAUGGACAGAUUCCCCCUUCCCAGCCUUCAGCUGCCCAGCCUGAGCUUGUUUCAGUAAAUCUCUCUCCCAGCCCUUGCCUGCGUCCUGCUCUUCCAUAGGGAAGCUGCUCCUUCCUUCUGGGAUCUCAGCAGUACCUGUGGAUGGCUCUGGAGAUAAAGGGCAGGAGGUGACACAAAUAACCCCAAGAGGACACACUAAACCAACAAUCCCCACUAAAUCACAAAGGCUGCAGCCUCAGUGUCGUGCCAGUGGCUCCGAGCUGGGAGCCAGCCUGGGAAUUUUGCCCUUGGGCCCAGUUUUGAGGAAGGAAAGAGGAAAAAAAAAAAAUAAAAAAAGAAACACCACCUCUCUGGAGAGACAGGAGGGUGGGAGGGU
Cinclus cinclus is the source of this 2135-nucleotide messenger RNA. Its product is annotated as myotubularin-related protein 9-like. Lineage: Eukaryota; Metazoa; Chordata; Aves; Passeriformes; Cinclidae. Gene Ontology annotation, biological process: negative regulation of autophagy. The transcript is spliced from 11 exons. Bases 25 to 1674 code for a protein of 549 amino acids. The record is from RefSeq and is a predicted model, not a curated record.